GAGAAAAACAAAACAAUCGGCUCGAUUUCUCUCCUCAGUGUUUCUUUCUUCACAAGCCCUGCGAGAUCGUUCAAGAGACUCAAAACCCUAAUCUAUCAAUUAAUCUCUCUUAUUGUUUGAGAAUUGUGCAAUCCGAUGGGGACGAUGCACCGGAGUGGUGCUCCCAGAAGGACAAAUGAAAAUGCAAAGCUUAUCAUUACGACAAUCGUAGGAAUGGUGUUUGGGUUUUUUGUUGGUAUCACAUUACCAUUAGGUGCCUUUAGAAAGAUUAGCUUACCUUCAGGCCUUAUAUCAUCUCUUGAUGUAGCCAUGUCAGAUGGGAAAUUGUUUUCUGGUGGCAGAUCACCUGAAGAUUUUGGUUCAAGAAAGUCUCCCAAGAUAUAUGUUCCAACCAAUCCACAUGGUGCAGAACUACUUCCUCCAGGGAUUAUAGUGGCAGAAACAGAUUUUUACUUGCGCAGAUUAUGGGGUGAACCUAGUGAAGAUUUGAAGAAGAAGCCAAAGUAUCUCGUGACUUUUACCGUUGGAUUAGAGCAGAGGAACAACAUUAAUGCAGCUGUUAAGAAGUUUUCUGAAGAUUUCCAAAUCUUGCUAUUCCAUUAUGAUGGCCGGACAACUGAGUGGGACCAGUUUGAGUGGUCCAAAAACGCAAUACAUAUCAGUGCAAAAAAGCAAACAAAAUGGUGGUAUGCAAAGAGAUUUUUGCAUCCUGAUGUUGUCUCAGCUUAUGAGUAUAUAUUUAUAUGGGAUGAAGAUCUUGGAGUCGAGCACUUCAAUGCAGAUAGGUACAUUGAGUUAGUUAAGAAGCAUGGUUUGGAGAUUUCUCAACCAGGCUUAGAGCCAAACAACGGACUUACAUGGGAAAUGACAAAGAGGAGAGGUGACCGAGAUGUCCACAAAGAAACUAAGGAAAAACCAGGAUGGUGCAGUGAUCCACAUUUACCUCCAUGUGCUGCGUUUGUUGAGAUUAUGGCACCUGUAUUUUCUAAAGAAGCAUGGCGAUGUGUAUGGCAUAUGAUUCAGAAUGAUCUUGUUCAUGGAUGGGGUCUCGAUUUUGCUCUCAGACGAUGCGUUGAGCCUGCUCAUGAGAAGAUUGGUGUGGUAGAUUCACAGUGGAUUAUCCAUCAAGUGAUUCCUUCCCUUGGAAGUCAGGGUGAGUCGGAGAAGGGGAAAUCUCCAUGGCAAGGGGUGAGAGAGAGAUGCAGAAACGAAUGGUCGAUGUUCCAGAAUCGCGUGGCAGAAGCAGAUAAAGCAUACAUGGAACAACACAAGGUAAAAGAAUAAUUGGGGCCUCUUCUUACUAUGUCUCUGUAAAUGAAGCUUUCGUUUCCAU
Molecule: messenger RNA, 1333 nt
Organism: Arabidopsis arenosa
Lineage: Eukaryota; Viridiplantae; Streptophyta; Magnoliopsida; Brassicales; Brassicaceae
Source: the annotation of a GenBank genome assembly